CGCUGCUCGACCGGGAGCAGAUCCGUGUCCGGUCUCGCGUAUGUUGCCUGCCUAGUCGACGAGCAACUGGGGAAGUGAGCACAACGCCAGAAGGUCACCCCUACAGAGAUCGUGCUUCGAAGAUGUGGUGGGCACCGUUGGUGACUGCCUCAGCUGCGUGGAGCGUGGUGGCCGCGUCGAGCGGACCGUUCUCGUGUCCGAGUCUGGAACUGUGCAGCUGUGUGGAGGAGCGUGUGGAUUGCGCGUGCCCGUUAGGGGACGAGGCUCUCGACUUGUUCGCGUUGUUCGAGCCUGACGUGGAGUACAUCAGCGUCAGGCACUGCGGAGUCGUGCACGUGCCGCCGUAUCUGGUUGCCAGUCUGUCACUCGAAGAGUUCACGCUGAGCGACAUCGGCCAGCUGGUCGUUCGCUCAAUGGCCUUCGAGAAGGUGUCCGCGGUGCGCACCAUGCGAAUUCACAAUGUGCGAAACCUCACCCUCGAGCACCUGGCCCUGCACGGACUACGCGGCACCGAAUUGCUGGAGAUGGACAACGUGACCGUGGCCGAGCUUCUGCCUGCUGCACUGGCUGGCUUCACAGACGUCCAGGAGCUGGCGAUCCGCGACUCGCAUCUCGGACAGGUCCACUCCAUGGCGCUUCUGUUUGCGAAGGGCAAGUCAUUCCGGUUCUCCAACACGUUAGUGGACCAGGCGCAGAACGGCUCCUUCGUGUUCGACUCAGUCAGCACCAUCGAGGUGUCGAACUGCACAUUCGGAAACGUCAGCGGGGCCCCUCUGUCGGCCACAAACGCGACAGAGGUGAUCGUCCGUGACUCCAAGUUCCGACGAACUCCGAGGGCACGGGAGCCUGCUUCUGCUUGGAGGUCCCAACGCGACCUCAGUCGUCUUCGAGAACAACCGCAUAGACGUCGUUGGGACGAAGCUCUGGCGCAGCUGUCGUCGGCGAAGAACGUCACGUUUGCCCGAAACGUGAUCCGAACCGCGAAAGAAGGCGCCCUACCAUCGGGACCGGCCGUGAAAUUUGCGAAUAACUCUUUCCUGUGCUCGUGCGACGCGUCGUGGCUGUGGAGGCGCAAAACCGUGGUAGGUAGCACCAGCGUCUACGAAGCAGCCGCGGUGAUCAACUCGAGCCUCUGCGUUGGUCCGCCUCCGCUGGACGGACUGAAUAUGAACGAAGUCGAGCCUGUGCCGGCCAACGGAACCUGCAGGUUGAUGAAGACGUCGAAACGCGAGGCACGCGGAAGGUGCUAGCACGACUCAGCGGCGUGCUCACUGCAUCUCAGGAUUCAAUGCGAGCGCGUGGCUGUUGGACUGUUCUGGCCGUCCUCGUGGCACUCGCAAUGCCGCAUUGACUAACGGGACAUUUCGUAGGGAACAAACUCCCUUCAAGCGCAACAGCGAUGGUUGGCAUCAUGACAUGCUGGACAUGUUAUGGCACGCGCCUACGUAGUGAAAAGUGAGGGCCUCUCCCACUGCGUGCUUAGUCAAACACUGCGCAUAUGUAAAGUGAAAUACCUAUCCUCGUGCCUACUCCCCAUCUCCAUUGCCCGUUCAUUCCCUCUUCCACCUGCACGGCAGCAAACCGGGAAAACCGGGCAAAGGGAGGGGAAGACCCUCCCUCUCUGUCUUCCCUACAUUCUCUCUCUCUCUCUCUCUAGUCCUACAGGACUGGACGCACCCAUCGUCUUUGUUUGAUAUCGGAAGAAUGGUAGCUUGAAAUGACCCAGUCGGCCGUUUUUUUUUAGAUUGAUUUGACAUGUUUGAUUGGAAAUGUCCAGGUGUGUGUUUGAAGAUUUAAAGUAUAUUUGCCGAGCUUUGUAGCUGUCCUAGCGCUCAUCUAAUCAGAUCACCUUUCAUCGCACACUUAUAUCUCAUUAUAGAAAGUUGAAAUCCAGAGUGAGGUGUAAGUAAACGUUGGCAAAUGACAGAGUCAUUCAUCACUUAUACAUACAUAAAUAGAGAGAGUGUAUGCCUUCCAUAUGCAUAAGAACCUUGUGUCCUAUAUUCGAGAAAACAUCUCACGCUGGAAUAGCUCAUUACAGUAACUUACAACCAUUCAUGACAGCAGCAAAAAGUAUUAAAGAACGAGGUGGGCAGCCAACGGCAAGGAACGACAUAUAUACGAUCGAAAAUAUUCACGAGAACUCCGCCAUCAUCGCGGCUUAUAUUUUGGUGCUUUUUACAUUUUUGCCGAAUUAUUCUCACGUGCUCCGUGUCCAUUCAUACAAAAUUCAGGCUGCGCAAUUGUCUAGAAUUCCUGCGACUAAAUUUGCAAAACUUUUCUACGUGAGUUUUGAGGUCACUUAGUCACUUUCACAAUAAUUAUCUCCGCCGUAAAAAUUUGUUUGAAUUUGCUCGUAAACUAUUAUUCGGUUUAUUGACUUUUAUUAUGGUAUCCUGAACUAGUACAUUGGUAAUUGUGUCAUUUAUGUACACGCCCAUACAUGUAUAUAGGCCUGUGUGUGUUUGUUUCUUUUUUCGUCUUUUUUGUUUGAUUUGUCCGCUGUUGUAUGCUGGACUUGUGGUACCAGGUGGCAGGUGCCUUGUCAGGAGGGUAUAAACGCGUCUUUUGCUCCAGUACCAUGACAAUUUGUGUCUCGUGUAUUGUCAGAACUGUAAAUAAACUGCAAAUGGUUCGAUGUCGA
Molecule: messenger RNA, 2644 nt
Organism: Rhipicephalus microplus (southern cattle tick)
Lineage: Eukaryota; Metazoa; Arthropoda; Arachnida; Ixodida; Ixodidae
Source: RefSeq, a predicted model, not a curated record